Messenger RNA from Salpingoeca rosetta, 2877 nucleotides. RefSeq lists its product as uncharacterized. The record is from RefSeq and is a predicted model, not a curated record. Lineage: Eukaryota; Choanoflagellata; Craspedida; Salpingoecidae. Gene Ontology annotation, biological process: rescue of stalled cytosolic ribosome; protein ubiquitination. Gene Ontology annotation, molecular function: ribosome binding; ubiquitin protein ligase activity. The coding region runs from base 214 to 2877 and encodes 887 amino acids. The transcript has 12 exons.
ACACCCGCUACGAGUGUUACGAACGCGCCGAGACGUGGUCGCACGAGCAUUCACGUCGCAUGUCAGUGCGAGAGUGUGACCGCUUCUGCGUGCAGGUCAUCACAACCACAUCACCACCGACAGCACAGGCACACGACGCUUCGUGUGUGUAACAAUAAGAACAAGAAACACAGCGCGUCAUAGAUACAAUCGAAGCAGCAACGACCAUUUAACAUGUCGGACAGACGUCCUCAGCGAGGCAGUGGCGGCAGAGCCAACAAGCCAGCAUCAUCAGCAUCAGCAUCCUCCUCGUCGUCCUCUGGACAAAGACAGCGCAACAACAACAACAACAAGAAGAACCAACAGGGAGGCGGCGGUCGAAAGAAGUCCGGCAACCAAAAGAACAAGCCAAGAAAACAGCAGCACCAGCAGCACCAGCAGCAACAACAGGCGGGUGAAGGACUCACGCCUUUGGCGCCCCUUCCAGGUUUGCCAUCCCUUCCGACUUUGGGCAGCUUGCAGUUGGGCGAAGGCCCCGCACCUAACUCUUCAUCUGCGCAUAGUAUGAACAGCACUACCAGCAUGCCUGUACCCAUGAACUCGUCAGCAGCACCAUAUGUCCCAGCCGCAAUGGGGCAUGGUGACACCGUGCCACCAAACGCCCGGCCACAGCGGGCGCCACGCAGCUCCAGACGCGACAGACAGCAGCACCAGCAACAAGGAGGUGGAUCACCUCACCGCGGCCGCCGCAGAGGCAACAGAGGCGGCGGUGACCACCAACAUCACCAGCCACACCAGCAACACCAGCAGCCGCAUCAGCACCAGCAUCCGCAUCAGCACCAGCAUCAACAUCCUCGGCAUCAACACCAGCAGCCAUACGUGCCACAUCAUUUGAACGACGCGCCAUAUCAGUACCACGUCCCAGAGGCCAUGGAUGCCAAGUCUGCAGCGGAGCUUCGGGAAGAGUCGAUUGAUGCGUCUGUGGACGCGGGUACGCUGUGUGGUGUUUGCUUCGAGCCCAUGCACAUCCGCAUGCUUGGUGCAUGCAACCAUCCCCUCUGCUAUGUCUGCGGGCUUCGUCUCCGCAUCUUGUGGAAGAGCAACGCAUGCGCCAUCUGCCGCACAGACCUCCCAAAGGUUGUGCUGACGACGGCCGCACACGAGGACUUUGAUGAAGCGAAGGUGUCGGCCAUGAAGUUCAACAAGCGCCUCAAGUCAUACGUCGCCUCACCAGAGGCAGAGCAACAGUGCCUGCAGCUGUUUGCGCUGCAGUGCAAAGUGUGCGGGCAGCAGUUUAAGGAGCCGUACAAACUCCGCGACCACGUCAAGAGAAACCACCACCUCCACUACUGCCCGCUCUGUGUCGGAAACGCACACAAGUUCUACUUUGAGCUGGAUUUGUUUACGCACAAGGAGCUGGAGCAGCACAAGCAGCGCGGCGAUGGCCAGGGCUUCAAGGGCCACCCGCCAUGCAAGUUCUGCAACACGCAUUUCUACGACAAUGAUGCGCUGUAUGUGCAUCUGCGCGAGGCCCACGAGCACUGCCAGCUCUGCGCCAACCUCGGCAAGCACAACGAGUUCUACCCAACACGCCGCGCCCUGGCAAACCACUAUGAGAAGGAGCACUACACUUGCCCGCACUGCGAGGUGACGGACAUGGUGGCGUACGAGGACGAAAUUGCGCUGCGCAAACACAUCAAGAGCGCCCAUCCCGAGUUUGCACGCGGCGGGCGACGACAGCUGCUGGACAUCAGCGACGCAUCGUCAUACGCAGACAGGAACACGCGGUCCGGCAGAGGUGAUGAUGGCAGUCGUGGUGGCAGGAGACGCGGUGGUGGCGGUCGUGGUGGUCGUGGUGGUGGUCGGUUUGCUGACGACGAUGAUGACAACGACAUUAGAUUCGCUGCAGCGCGGCACGAAUACACCGCCCAGCCGCCCGCUGCCCACGAGCCGCAGCAGCACCAACAGCAGCAGCAGCAGCAGGGGUUGAGCCUGGAGGAGUUCCCCUCUCUCGGCAGCGAAGAACAGCAGGCUGCUGUCCCCUCCGCGCCGUCGUCCCAUCGAUAUGCAGCACAGACACGCACGCGCACACAGCAGCGUCCACCAGCCCAACAACAACGUCAACAACACAAGCAACACCAGCAGCAACAAGAACAACAGCAACAACAACAGUGGGCACAACCAUCCACCUCAGCAUCAACAUCAUCGUCCUCUCGCCCCAACUUUGCGCUGACGGCGCGGCGCACGGCAGAGGAGAAUGCGUUGGCGGAGCACGGCGGUCCAAAGCCCGUGCAGCCGCGCGCUGCAUCGUGGGUUGCGCGCGCUGCCCCAUCAGGCGGCGUCCCAGACUCGUCAACAGCGUCUCGCGCCGCCCGCGCUCCGACGAUGGAGUACAAGUACAUCAAGGCCCCUGACUUCAAGUCCAGGAAUGCAAAGUUGCUCAAGAAACUCAAGGAAAUCAUGCCGAAGAGCGAUUACGACGAGUUCAUGUCCAUGAGCUCCGCAUUUCGCUCAGACUACAUCUCCGCUUUUGAAUACGCAACAAAGUGCCAGGAGUUGCUUGGAAAGCACUUUGAGAAGAUGUAUGCCGACCUGGUAGUGCUGUUUCCAGACCUCGCUGUGCAGACGAGUAUGGUUGAGGCGUGGCGUAAGAUGCAUGCGCCCGCACCGAAGAUCCGCGUUGGUCGCUCGCAACCGCGCCAGGCCCGCGCAAAGCACGCGCAGCCCACGAACCAGCACUGGCGCUACUGCCAAUACUGCCACCAGGUUGUGUCGCCGAAUGAGCUUGGAACGCACGAAUCGCACCACGAUGUGCAGCAGGAGGAGGAAUUCCCGUCACUGCUGCGCGUGCCUAAGCACAAACCAAAAAAGAAGACAGCUGGCGUGUGGGGAAAGUGA